Messenger RNA from Penicillium diatomitis, 1296 nucleotides. RefSeq names its product histidinol-phosphate transaminase. Lineage: Eukaryota; Fungi; Ascomycota; Eurotiomycetes; Eurotiales; Aspergillaceae. Gene Ontology annotation, molecular function: pyridoxal phosphate binding; L-histidinol-phosphate:2-oxoglutarate transaminase activity. The record is from RefSeq and is a predicted model, not a curated record. The coding region runs from base 1 to 1296 and encodes 431 amino acids. The transcript has 3 exons. Gene Ontology annotation, biological process: L-histidine biosynthetic process.
AUGGCACAAAGGAAUUCGCCAUUCAACCUGGAGACUUGCGCUCGACCCAAUAUCUUGAAAUUACAGCCAUAUCGAUGCGCUCGGGAUGACUACAAAGAUGACGGAACAAACGUGCUGCUCGACGCCAAUGAGAAUGCCUACGGCCCGUCACUCGCCUUGAACAACGAGGGUAGACUGAAAGGCUCGCAGUCAGGGUCGACAGAGCCCGAGAUUGACCUGUUGGGUUUGAACAGAUACCCCGAUCCCCACCAGAUGGAACUGAAGCAGUUGUUCUGCAACCUCCGCAACACCCACCACCACACACAAAAAACGCUUCGACCCGAGCACAUGUUCGUUGGUGUCGGAUCAGACGAAGCCAUUGAUGCUCUUCUCCGGUGUUUCUGCGUGCCUGGAAAGGACAGGAUUCUUACCUGCCCGCCUACAUAUGGAAUGUAUAGUGUGAGCGCCCAAGUCAAUGACAUUGAGAUUGUGAAGGUGCCGUUGGACGUGGAGAAGGGGUUUCAACUGCAAGCCGACAAGGUCAAUGAGGCUCUCUCGGCCGAUCCAUCAAUCAAGCUGGCCUAUAUCUGCUCACCGGGCAAUCCCACCGCGAACCUGAUCCGCAAGUCCGACAUCCAGAAAGUUCUUGAGCACCCGACCUGGAACGGUGUCGUUGUUGUGGAUGAGGCCUACAUCGACUUUGCACACGAAGGCGCGAGCUUAGCCGAAUGGGUGACCGAAUGGCCGAACCUGGUGGUCAUGCAGACACUCAGCAAAGCCUUUGGUCUCGCUGGUAUCCGACUGGGUGUUGCCUACACCAGCCCGGAGAUCGCUCGCUUGCUCAACAGUCUCAAGGCCCCCUACAACAUCUCCAGCCCGACCAGCGCUCUUGCGACGGCCGCGCUAUCGGAACCCAAUCUCUCGGUGAUGCGAGAUUAUCGCGCAAAGAUCGUCGGCCAGCGCGACCGUCUGUUGCAGGAGCUUCCGCAGAUCCCCGGCAUUGGACAGUUCCUCGGCGGCCAGGACUCGAACUUUUUGCUCGUGGAGGUUCUCGAUGCCGAGGGACGACCCAGCAAUGUCAUUGCGCUGGCAGCCUACGAGGCCAUGGCUGAGCAACGUGGGGUGGUGGUGCGAUUCCGCGGUAAAGAGCACGGGUGUGAGGGCUGCUUGCGUAUCACGGUCGGCACCGAGUCCGAAGUCACCCGGUUCCUGAAGGAGAUUCGGGUGGUGUUGGAGAAACUGCGCCAAGGGAAGGGUGUCCCGUCGGUGGCGGACGAGGAGCAGCGGGAGCAGGCGGCUGCCGCGGUGGUCGCAUAG